GUUCAGUUUUUGCCAGCGCCGCGUUCGGUUCUCUUCUCCGAUGCGAAUUAAUUUUUGGGACUCUGUCGCGCCGAUUUGGGUUAUAUAAUGUCUUGGAAAUUCAGCAUGGAACAACCCAAACCCGGAACUGAAACCGCUUUAGAAGCCUGCGAUUAUUUCGUGGAUGAGGUCAUUGAGGCAUCCUCAAUACGGGAUGCCCGGGAGGAAGUGCGUCAGAUCAAACACGGAGAACUAAGAACGGCAGUAAGCUCUGGAGAUGAGAGGACUGUACGGGUCCUGCUGGCGGCCCUGGGAGCCGAGCGACAGAUUAUAGUCAAUAUGGCACCUUCAGGAGCGAAUACUCUACUUUUCAUAGCGUGCCAGUGUGGUUACGAAAGCAUCACUCAGAGGCUUUUGGAUGCUGGAGCGGACGGUCGUUCCCAUGCCGUCACCAAGUACUCACCCUUAUACGGCGCUGUUCACAGUGGUCAUUUGGGAAUCGCUCGGUUGAUGCUGGAUCGCUUUCCAGAACUUAUUCAACAACCGACUGUCGAGCGUUGGCUGCCUCUGCAUGCCGCCUGCAUUAACGGACACAUCAAGCUUUUGGAGCUCCUUAUUAGCUACUGCUAUCCCGACUACCUCUAUCAGACAUAUCGCGACGAGGAAGGCCAGUGGGAAUGGCGACUUCCCUUUGACGCAAACGCUCACGAUGUGACGGGUCAGACCAGUUUGUAUAUAGCCAGCAUCUUAGGCAAUAAGCAAUUGGUAGGGGUUCUUCUUAAGUGGCAACUCCAAUGCAGGCGCACAUUGGGUGAUUCGGCCAGCUCAGUGAGCACCCCUAUCACACCUACCAGAAAACGCAUUUCGUUUGGCAUCCAGGCCAUCAUGUCCAAGCUGCACAUAUCUGGCGAGUCGGAAGGUCUCGAUGAGCAGGCUUCCCAAGAGUCUACUGAAUGUCAAAGAUGUCCCAUCAACGUUAAUCUGCUGUGUGGAGCGGCGAGGGAAACUGCUUUAUUAGCGGCAGUUCGGGGUGGUCACCUAGACGUUGUGCAGGCUCUGCUGCAGCACGGAGCAAAUCCGAAUAUUGUGGCCAGACCAGUUGAAGAUCACAACGACCCGAAGUGUUGUGAGGAAAUAUACGGGCUAAGCAAUGUUCCUAUUGCAGAGGCCUGCAAACAAAGAUCCCUGGCCAUGUUGGAUAUUUUGCUGAGACACGGAGCUCGCGACGACAAUGGUACGGCCAUCGGGAUGGCCAUUACUGGCGGCGACGAAGCCAUCUUGAGCCGCCUUUUGGCACGACGUGUCCAUCCGGACUCUGACUAUAAAAUCAAUAAAAAGGGCCUUCCCACACCGGUGGAGGUGAACGUGUUUUUGCCGUCCACUAGCAACAUAUCUUACAGCGCCAUGUUUCCCAACGUACCGACCAUUAUCGACUGGCACAGCUUGGGUUCCAGCGUUCAAUUGUCAGUGGUGAGGAUUCCUUGGAUGGUCAGUGGAGUUUUGCUGCUGAAUCCAAAACUGCAGUCACAUCCCCGACUUAACGAAGUUGCUUUGACUGCAAUCACGCGAAUUGAUUUCUCGCAUAAUAUCCUAACGGCCAUUCCGCAGGAAUUGUUUCAUUUGGUUAGCCUAAAAUAUCUGAAUGUGGCUCAAAACAAGAUCACUGAUUUGCCUUCACCAAUGGGCAAGUCAUAUGGUUGUCCCGUUCUGGAUGAGCUUUUCCUGCAGGACAAUCAGUUGACAGCACUACCGGCCGCAAUCUUUCACCUUCCCGCCCUAUCUAUUCUGGAUGUCUCAAACAAUAAGCUUCAACAGCUUCCAUUUGAUCUGUGGCGGGCGCCCAAGUUGCGAGAACUAAAUGUAGCCUUUAACCUAUUACGGGAUCUUCCUGUGCCGCCAAUGCAGACGAGCAGUUCAUUGCUGAGCCUGGACAAACUCCAGCUGCAGACAUUCGAGGAGUCCCCGUCAAAUAAACCACGUAAUGUGACGCAGCAGAGGCUUACCCAUCGGAAUCUCUGGUCGGCUACGUUGGAGAUAACAGACAAUGAUAUGAAGUGGCAGCAUGAAACGGAUUUCGGCGAUGGAAAAACACCUGGUGUGGGCUCCUCCCAGCUAAGUAGCCUGAAUAUAGCAAAUAACCUUUUUACCAGUAUACCUGCUGCUCUGCCCUGUUUGGCGGUCAAUUUAACCAGGCUAAAUAUGUCGUACAAUAGUCUGCGUUCCAUGGGGCAUGUAACUAGUUAUCCGGCGACGCUAAAACAGUUAGAUCUAAGCCACAAUGAGAUUUCAUGUUGGCCGAGUUUGCCACGAAUUACCGAAUCGGAUCCGCACCUACUUUGCUAUAGUUGUGUCCAGCUGCCGGAGGGUCGCGAGGAAGAGCAGGCUUACAAGACGUCUUCCUCAAAGGGUAGCUCCUCCUCCGCCACAUCUUUCCGUGCCUCGGUGUUGAAGAGUGUUUGCAGACAUAGGCGACACUUACGCUUAGAGUCGUUACGUACUUUGAUAUUGGCGGACAACCUACUCACCCGCAUCCAGUUGUCAACUGACGACGCCACAACGUUGUUUAAUGAAAGCGAGGACGCCGAUUGGAGUGUAGUGGGUGUUAACCGUUCAAAGGUUAUAUUUCCCAACCUGUCUAUGCUGGAUAUGACUAACAAUUGUCUGAAAGAGAUUCCCGCCUCGUUACACGAACUAAGCAGUCUAUCUGUGUUAAAUAUUAGUGGCAACGUGAAUAUUACUGAGCUGCCGCCGCAUUUGGGUCUUCUCUCGCGGCUUUGGAAUCUUAACACGCGUGGUUGCCUUCUGCAGGAACCACUACGAUCUAUGAUCGAGAGCAAGAAGCACAAGACGAUGGAUAUCGUGGGAUACCUUAAGUCUAUCUACGAGGAUGCCCAGCCUUAUGCACGGAUGAAGCUUAUGGUAGUGGGGGUGGCUGGAAUCGGUAAGAGUACACUGCUAGAUUUGCUUCGGCAGGGAGCAGGCUCAGGUUCCAGUUCCAGUUCCCACCGAUCUCGCGCUAGUGAGAAUCAUUGGGCCAAGCGAAUGGGCCAUGCACGCAGCACAUCUCGAUCGCAUCGUCAUUCAUCAGCCUCCAGCGCCAAUAUAUCCACGGUAGGCGUCGACAUUGGAACUUGGCUUUGUGAAAAGCGAAAGCGAUCACCCGGUUCUCAUGGCCCGGUGGUGUUUCGAACUUGGGAUUUUGGCGGCCAGAAGGAGUACUAUGCCACUCACCAGUACUUCUUGUCCAAGCGUAGUCUGUAUCUGGUGCUGUGGCGCAUUAGCGAUGGCCACAAAGGACUCGCUGAGUUGCUACAGUGGCUGGGAAACAUUCAAGCAAGAGCUCCCAACUCUCCUGUAAUCAUUGUCGGUACACACUUUGAUGCGGUCGGAGAAUCUAUCUCUCCGCAGAAAGCAGAGCAACUGCAGCAACUGAUACGUGAAAAGUUCAUCGCUAUUCCUGAUGCGGAAAAAAUUGGGCUGCCUCGCGUAAUUGACUCUAUCGAAAUAAGUUGUCGAACGCUACACAAUAUUCAUUUAUUGGCCAACAUCAUUUACGAUACGGCCAUGCAACUGCGAUCGCCUGGUUCUAAGGAGCCGAUGCUACUGCAGAAGAUCCCUGCCAGUUACAUUGCCCUGGAAGAUAUUGUUAAUGUGAUUGCCUGUAAUCUGCGACAGGCUGGCCGAGAUCCCGUCCUUGAUGGUGAGCAAUACAGACGCUUGGUCACCGAACAAAUGCGACUCCACAACUACAAGAGCUUUCGGGAUGCCGCUGAACUACAGCAGGCCACCACAUGGUGUCACGAAAAUGGAGUUCUGUUGCACUACGAUGAUUCCACGCUGAGGGACUAUUACUUUCUCGAUCCACAAUGGCUUUGCGACAUGCUGGCCCAUGUGGUCACAGUGCGGGAGAUCAAUCCAUUUGCUCCCACGGGUGUAAUGAAAUUGGAUGAUCUCCAACUGUUGUUUCGAAGCGUUCAGCUUCAAGGGAAUGGAAACCGGAGCUACAUUGUCAGCUUAUUGAACAAGUUUGAGGUGGCAUUAACAUGGGACUCUAGAACGCUACUAAUUCCUUCACUGCUGCCAUUGCAAGAAUCAGCUACACCCAACACUGGAAGUACAGUAAAGCUCUCUCAACGUUCCCGCGGUCGCAGUUUGGGUUGCUCCGUCUCGCAGGAAGUGAAUCUUAAUAGUUUGAUUUAUGAGCAGAGAUCAUCUCUGACUUCACCAUCUUCUUCUACGGCUAGUCAGGGUUUACGGCGUAUUCUUUUGAUGACUUAUUUCCCUUCCGGGUUCUGGUCGAGACUAAUCACGCGGAUUCUGGCUGAUGAGCAGAUAAUCGAGGCAAUCCGUGGUGCUUAUGUGCCUUCCCAAGAUAAAUAUGUGGACUUUGAUAUACGCACUUCGUUGGAGCAGGACACCCAGUGGAAUUUGUGGCAAACAGGUUUAGCUCUUUACUACGGACCAAUCUUAAUAUUCAAGAUCUGGGAAGUGCCCUUUCAAAACACUGAACGAACGCAACCUUUCCGCACAAAUGGCAACCGUUUUAAGCUGAAAUUAGAUGGCAUCUGGAGCGAUGUGAAUCUGAGCUCUUCUAGCAUUCUGGAAGUUUAUUUUCCACUUCACGAAGUAAAUAUAUCCCAGGAAGUGGACGACCGGGAACGUCAGUUGCUGGCCGAGCUUCAGCCGCAUAUGUCCCAGGUGGCAAAGCUUUUGGCUUUGGCAGUGGAUCACAUUGAUUUGCUUUUAGAAGACUGGUAUCCUUCGCUGGGAACACGGUUUGUGCACACAUCGGAGGGCCGUUUCCUAAUCACUCGUUUGGUGUUGUGUCCCCGCUGUCUUUGGAAGCUGCAGUUGCAGCACAGCAACGAACCGGCAGAUCGGGAGCUACCCCCAAUGGGAUGCAAUAGACCAAGUCGAAGUAGUAGACGUGGAGCUGGAGCCUACUUCCUGCACGGUGUAGGUGAUCCUGGUGAAGAUGGUGCUUUAAACGUAUUCUCGGCGUAUUUGAAUGCCACGGCAAGGAGAGAGCGUCGAUCAGAGGAUUCUUUGGGGGCUGGAUCGGAUGCAGACUCGGGCGUGGGUCCCGAUUCCGCCGGUUCUUCGCGCAACACUUCAGUGGACGGACAUCCUGGUUAUUACCUGCCUGAUAACUCAAACGUUUGCUACGCGUGGAUGAUUGAAGAGUGCAUAUUGUCCGUGUACAAUCAAAGCAAAAUCAGCUGCCCUGUACACCUUGAACAGUCUAUGGCUCAGUUAGCUCCAGAUGUUAUAUUUGCCGAUAUACCCGAUAAGCACACUAUUCCAAGCGAGUGCAUCAUAAAGGGAUCGCUGCUUGGUCGAGGAGCUUUUGGAUUCGUCUUCAAAGCAAAUUGCAAGAUAAGGGGUGCUAGAUCGUUUAAGGCGGUAGCGAUGAAAAUGCUUCAACCAGUACCUCCCGGAGCUCGGGCCAAGGAGAGUGCUUUGAUGGCCUUCAAGGUGGCUUUGGGCAAAUGGGACCGGGAUCCACUGCAGCACUCUUGUAAGGCCUACUGCACUGCUCGCCAGGAAUUGGCGGUACUUCUAACCCUCAAGCAUCCCAACAUUGUGCCUUUAGUGGGAAUUUGCAUAAAGCCAUUAGCUUUGGUUCUGGAACUGGCGCCUCUAGGUGGUCUGGACGCUCUGCUACGGCAGUACCGACGCAGUGGCGCACACAUGGGUCCGCAUACUUUUCAGACUCUAGUACUUCAGGCGGCUCGGGCAAUAGAGUAUCUGCAUCGCAGAAGAAUUAUUUACCGUGAUCUGAAGUCAGAAAAUGUCCUGGUUUGGGAGCUACCACAGCCACAUACCGAUGACAGCCCCCGAAAUCAUGUGCACAUUAAAAUUGCAGACUAUGGUAUCAGUAGGCAGACAGCUCCCAGCGGAGCCAAGGGAUUUGGCGGUACGGAGGGUUUCAUGGCCCCCGAGAUCAUACGCUACAACGGAGAGGAGGAAUAUACUGAGAAGGUGGACUGUUUCUCCUUUGGCAUGUUCAUAUAUGAGAAUAUUAGUUUACGACAACCCUUCGAGGGACAUGAGUCCAUUAAAGAGUGUAUUUUGGAGGGCAGUCGCCCGGCUUUGACUCAAAGGGAGACCCAGUUCCCAACUUGCUGUUUGGAUCUCAUGGUCCUGUGUUGGCACGAACAGCCGCGCCGUAGACCCACAGCUAGUCAGAUCGUAUCUAUACUUAGUGCUCCAGAGUGCAUUCAUCUGUUGGAUGUGGUUGCCAUGCCGCAUAGCGAGAAGAUUGUUUGCGGCGUAUUUCAGUCUAUGGUCGGCCUUGGUGACGAGGAACGGUGUGGCCUAGAGCUGUGGCUUCCGUCAUUCGGCUCCCGUAUCGACAUUUUGGACUGCACUCCAUCGGGAAAUCUGCUGCAGUGUAACAGCAUUAGUUGUUCUCCUCAGCCACAGGUAGCUCCACCUAAGACACCCGAAAACGGUGCCCAAUCACGAGCCCGUUCCGCUCAACGUUCGCCCAAGGUGAACAUGCUGUGCUGCUGCCUGGUGGGCGACGCUAUCUGGAUGGGUGAUGUUUCUGGCAACCUGCAUGCUUACCUCACAUCCAGCUAUGCUCACUUAUUUUCAUAUAUGCUCGAUCCGGCCAUUAAGUCUGCUGUGAUCAGUCUAGUCUACAUGGAAAGGAUAGCUCGCGUAGCCGUGGGCACACACAAUGGUCGGGUGUUCCUUGUGGACGCCACGCAAGUUCCCAGCAAUUGCGCCUUUGCCGAGGGUUCCUUUGUGCUCACGGAGAUUUGUUCUGGUUUUGUUUUGCACGCCGCUUGCUCCGUUUUUGUUGAUGGAACUUACGAAUUGUGGUGCGGUGAAAUAGCUGGAAAGAUAAAUGUAUUCCCAUUAAACGAGACCGGAGUGUCUGGUCAUCAGGCCCUGUGUCAUAGUGAGGAACCAAAUCUAAUCGAGGACGUCAAAGUGGCCCGCAUGUGCAGCAAUGAUAGUCAUGUCUUCAGUUGCUUGUAUCCUGGCUGUAUGGUGUAUCAAUGGGGAGUGGUUUCCAAACGAAUUGAAAACAAGCUGGACUGUUCAAAGCUACUGCCUUGCUCUGAAUCCUUGCAAAGUAUAGCGAUUGAUGAACAUGUAAACCUGAUAAAGUGUCAGAUCUCAGCGCUGGCAGCUCACGAUACGGAACUGUAUAUUGGAACUACUUGGGGUUGCUUAAUUGUGGCUGAGUUGCACACUCUGCGGCCUAUCAGCGUUUUCCGACCGUAUGAAAAUGAAAUAAAAUCCAUAAUAACGCUUUCUAAUGACAAGGUGCCCCUGAUCGCGACGAUCGGUAGGCGGUAUCGAUCUUUGAUCUCACGCUAUGUGGACUCCGCAGAAACAUCCAGCAUGUGCUCUGCCGUCAAUACACCCACACAUGGUGCAGCCAAAUCCGUGCCACCGGCGGAUGUGGACAAUCACAUCCACUGCCUGCUGUGGCGGGCCAAGCACUGGACCUAAAUUCGAUCUCAUUCGAAGUAUUUGUUGACGUUUUUAAUAAUACACUAACACACACGCAAUUGUUAAGAAAGGUGCUAGAUGUGAGGAAUAGUUGCUUGGAAAGAUUUUGUGACAGCCAAAUAGAAUCAGUAUAUUUUAUUUUUGGGUGGUUUAUUGAUCAAAAGUAAAAACAUUUAGUGUUUUUAUAUCUCAUUUAUAAAAGCUUUUUAUUUAGUUUGUUAAUUAAUGUUUUUUUCACUUCUUUAUUUAUUUAUAAUUAUUUAUUGUAUUCUGCAUUCUUGACAUUUCCAGUAGAGCUGAAUAAAAAGUAAUAUUGAUUCGAUAAAAGUCGCAA
Drosophila eugracilis is the source of this 7783-nucleotide messenger RNA. RefSeq names its product leucine-rich repeat serine/threonine-protein kinase 1 (gene Lrrk). The record is from RefSeq and is a predicted model, not a curated record. Gene Ontology annotation, biological process: protein phosphorylation. Gene Ontology annotation, molecular function: ATP binding; protein kinase activity; protein binding. Lineage: Eukaryota; Metazoa; Arthropoda; Insecta; Diptera; Drosophilidae.